Molecule: messenger RNA, 2589 nt
Organism: Pieris macdunnoughi
Lineage: Eukaryota; Metazoa; Arthropoda; Insecta; Lepidoptera; Pieridae
Source: the annotation of a GenBank genome assembly
AUGUUUGAAAACUGGAAAAAAUCCGUUGAAACGAAGAACAUACAAGAAAAUAAAGGAGAUCAAAAACCUGAUAGUACUGGAGAUGAAAAAUCUGAUCAAAUAAGAUGGGCAGUCCCAUGGUUUAAAGGAAAACAAGAAAAAACUGUCAAAAUAAAAAUAAUUCCUAAAGUUAAUAAAGUAGUAACGUUUAAUGAGAAACACAAAGUUACUUUAACUGAUAAUGACACACCUAAUAAGAAGAUACUUUCUGUGGUUGAACAUAAAGAGAACAAUCUGAAAUUACCCCCAUAUUAUAAAGGAAGUAAUAUGUUCAUGCCGACAGGACAAAGGUUAUACUGGCUCGGGGAAGCACGACCAUCAUCUUAUGGCCCGGCAUCGUACCAGGAUUUCAAGGAGAUCAAAUCCAGUUGUCUCGCCGAAGGAAGACUAUUUGAGGAUCCAGAGUUUCCAGCAACUGACCGGAGUCUGUACUUCAAGGAGAGGUUGGACCGCCCCAUCACUUGGUUGAGACCUGGGGAAAUCGCAAACGAUCCACAACUCUUCGUGGAGGGAUACAGCCGAUUUGACGUGCAACAAGGAGAGCUUGGGGAUUGCUGGCUUUUGGCUGCCGUCGCCAAUCUCACGCUGUAUAGGAAACUCUUCUUCCAAGUUGUUCCAGAUGAUCAGAGCUUCGACGAAGAGUACGCUGGCGUUUUUCAUUUUCGUUUCUGGCAGUACGGCCGCUGGGUGGACGUGGUGAUAGAUGACCGUCUACCAACGUACAGAGGGAAACUGGUCUUCUUACAUUCUUCGGAGACCAAUGAGUUCUGGAGCGCUUUGCUGGAGAAGGCGUAUGCCAAGCUCCAUGGAUCGUACGAGGCCCUCAAAGGCGGCUCCACGUGCGAAGCUAUGGAGGACUUCACGGGUGGAGUCACGGAGAUGUAUGAGAUGAAUGAUCCGCCACCGAAUCUCUAUACUAUACUGUUGAAAGCCUAUGAACGGAAUUCCCUUAUGGGGUGCAGUAUUGAGCCGGAUCCAAAUGUCCUGGAAGCGGAAACGCCAGUUGGUCUUAUCCGGGGUCACGCGUACUCUGUGACCCGGGUGAAAUAUGUGGAUAUAGAGACCCCGGGGAGGUCUGGAAAGAUUCCCUUACUGCGUCUGCGCAACCCGUGGGGAAAUGAGGCAGAAUGGAACGGACCCUGGAGUGAUAAGUCACCAGAAUGGCGUUUCAUACCCGAAUCGGAGAAAGAAGAGUUGGGCCUAACGUUUGACGAUGAUGGUGAAUUCUGGAUGGCUUUCAAGGACUUUUGUCAGCACUUUGACCGCCUGGAAAUAUGCAACUUGAAUCCCGAUUCUCUGGACCCAGCCGAGUGCCCCGAAGGCUGUACCAAGAAAUGGGAAAUGUCCGUGUUUGAGGGGGAGUGGGUUCGAGGUGUAACGGCUGGUGGUUGCAGGAAUUAUCUGGAGUCGUUUUGGAAGAACCCACAAUAUACGGUCACUUUGAAGGACCCAGAUGAGGAUGACGAAGAAAAUAAAUGUACUAUAAUCGUAGCCCUCAUGCAGAAGAACCGUCGGUCCCAGCGGCACCAGGGACUCGAGUGCCUCACCAUCGGAUUCGCCGUCUACCGUCUCCCGGACUACGGACACGUGCCCAAGCCCCUCGACGUCAACUUCUUCAAAUAUAAUGCUUCUGUUGGACGCUCGCAGGCGUUUAUCAAUCUGCGUGAAGUUAGCGCUAGAUUUAAAUUGGAACAAGGCCGAUACGUCAUAGUUCCGUCCACCUUCGAACCGAACGAUGAGGGAGAAUUCCUUCUUCGAGUCUUCUCUGAGAAGGACAACAAUAUGACUGAGAAUGACGAAGAUGUUGGCAUGGGAGAAGUUGAUGAUCGGGUGAAAGACGUCCUUCCCUCUCAACCGGAGCCAGCUGAUCCCGUGAGGCAGUUCUUUGACCGUCUCGCUGGAGAUGACGGAGAAGUAGACUGGCAGGAGCUGAAGGAGAUCCUGGAUUACGCCAUGAGAGAGGAAAUGGCAAUGCGUCACGGCGCUGCAUACGAUGGCGGAGGGAGUCCCCAAGAGCAGAGUUGCCUAGAGCAGUUGCUCUGUGCACUCUGCGCACCCAUUUGCAAGGAGAUCGGGGUCGAUUUGCAACAAGUAGCCCAACAGAAUCAGGAACAGGUGCAUUUGAAUCAGCCACAGUCGCAAGAACUCCGCGGUCAGGGUUUCUCGAAGGAUGUAUGUAGGAGUAUGAUCGCGAUGCUCGAUAAAGACAACUCGGGAGGACUCGGCUUUGAAGAGUUCAAAUCGCUUUGGAUCGACUUGCGACAGUGGAGGGCGGUGUUCCGUCUUUACGACACUGAGGGUCGUAGCGCAAUACCAGCCCAGCAUUUAAGGGACGCCCUGCACUCUGCCGGAUAUACGGUCAACGCGCACGUCCUUAAUGUUUUGGCUCACAGAUACGGAACAAGUGAUGGCUACAUUCAGUUCGAUGAUUUCAUUAUGUGCGCUGUGCGACUCAAAACUAUGAUUGAAACCUUCAAAGGAAGAUCUUCGGGGGGCGAAUACGCUACGUUUUCCCUAGACGAAUGGUUGAAUCGCACAGUCUACUCAUAG